GUUGGCCUGGUGUUUCAUGUCGAGGUAGAGAUUGAGGACUUCCAACAUGAUGAGGACUCAGAGAUUUAUUUCUAUCCUCACCUGUGUGGGGAUGACAUCUCCAUCAUUGAUGACAAUUUGGAGAAUGAGGCAGGUGUGGCAAUGUAUCUGAGUUGCGCUCUCUUUAUAACCAUGAUUUAUGACAAAGAUCAGUUUAUGUGUAAAGAAACAGUCCCAGCCCCUUCAACCAACAAAGAGUUAGCUAAUUGCCGAAGAAGACUUUAG
Messenger RNA from Physeter macrocephalus (sperm whale), 264 nucleotides. Its product is annotated as diphthamide biosynthesis protein 3-like. The annotation marks the transcript as partial. NCBI's taxonomy places the organism in Eukaryota, Metazoa, Chordata, Mammalia, Artiodactyla, Physeteridae. The transcript has a single exon. The record is from RefSeq and is a predicted model, not a curated record.